CCGUCAUACAUUGUAUUCUCGUCAAUUCGUUUUCCGGAGUUCCAGGUCUAUUCUGUUGAUAUUGUUCUGGAAAUGUUCAUCGAAGAAGGAAACCACCGUGGUAGCACAAAGGUUAAGUUGGAACAGGUUCCAGCGUUCUUAGUCAACGCGUUCAACUUCAUCAACAUUCAUGGAAUGGAGAUGGAAGGAUUGUUCCGUCGAGAAGGCAAUAUAAUUCGCUUGAACCAAAAUAAUUAUGUAGGUUCUCCCAUUCCCUCCUCAGACUUUACCGUCCAUGACGUGUGCUCGAUGGUAAAGCGGUUUUUCCGUGAUCUAAAGGAGCCUUUGUUGUCGCACCCAUUGCUUCGUGAGAACCUAAUGAAUCUUGCGAAGAAAAGCGAUACUAAAGAGAUAACGAGACAGGAAUUCUGUACCGUUUUUGAGCCGGCUUUCAAGGGUACCCUUGGCUAUUUGAUGAGGCAAUUGCAUCGGGUUGGUGUUUCGAUUGUGUUAAUUAUCAUGUCCAGGAAUCUACUUUUCGCAGCCAAUAGCCAACUCUACUGUUCCAAUUCAUUCUGUCUUCAGCUAACCGUUUUCAGUGUAUUCCGUUGUUUUUCAUUUAUUAACAGACGUGUUUGA
Messenger RNA from Angiostrongylus costaricensis, 618 nucleotides. NCBI's taxonomy places the organism in Eukaryota, Metazoa, Nematoda, Chromadorea, Rhabditida, Metastrongylidae. The record is from the annotation of a GenBank genome assembly.